Messenger RNA from Tarenaya hassleriana, 1087 nucleotides. Its product is annotated as proliferating cell nuclear antigen 2-like. The transcript is spliced from 4 exons. The record is from RefSeq and is a predicted model, not a curated record. NCBI's taxonomy places the organism in Eukaryota, Viridiplantae, Streptophyta, Magnoliopsida, Brassicales, Cleomaceae. Gene Ontology annotation, cellular component: PCNA complex. The coding region runs from base 156 to 950 and encodes 264 amino acids. Gene Ontology annotation, molecular function: DNA polymerase processivity factor activity; DNA binding. Gene Ontology annotation, biological process: mismatch repair; regulation of DNA replication; leading strand elongation.
UCCCGCCAGUGAAAACACGAUUAUAAAAUCAAUUCCCGCUCCAAACGGUCCAAUAAAUUCCCAAUUUUCUCUCAGAAUUCCCGGAGAACCUUAACCCUAACUUCCGAUUACAGAACAACUCGAAAUCUAAUCCACCAAAAUUCUGUGGUGAAAACAUGUUGGAACUUAGGUUGGUUCAGGGCUCUCUGUUAAAGAAGGUUCUAGAGGCGAUCAAGGAUCUGGUGAACGACGCGAACUUCGACUGUUCGAGCACUGGGUUCUCGCUCCAGGCCAUGGACUCGAGCCAUGUGGCUCUGGUUUCUCUACUGCUGAGAUCCGAAGGGUUCGAGCACUACAGGUGCGACAGGAACAUCUCCAUGGGGAUGAACCUCGGAAACAUGUCUAAGAUGCUCAAAUGUGCCGGAAAUGAUGACAUCAUCACCAUCAAAGCCGAUGACGGAAGCGACACCGUCACGUUCAUGUUCGAGAGCCCUACUCAAGACAAGAUUGCUGAUUUUGAGAUGAAGCUGAUGGAUAUAGACAGUGAGCAUCUCGGAAUACCAGAUGCAGAGUAUCAUGCCAUUGUGAAAAUGCCCUCGUCCGAGUUUGGGCGGAUAUGCAGAGAUCUCAGCAGCAUCGGGGACACGGUUGUGAUCUCUGUGACUAAAGAAGGGGUGAAGUUUUCCACCAAGGGUGAUAUUGGGGCAGCUAACAUUGUACUCAGACAGAACACAACCGUUGACAAGCCGGAGGAUGAAAUUGCAAUAGAGAUGAACGAGCCAGUGUCACUGUCAUUUGCGCUGAGGUACAUGAACUCGUUCACAAAGGCAACUCCAUUGUCGGGGAUAGUGACGAUCAGCUUGUCAUCAGAGCUGCCAGUGGUGGUGGAGUAUAAGAUAGCCGAGAUGGGCUACAUUCGUUUCUACUUGGCUCCCAAGAUCGAAGAAGAAGAGGAAGAGACUAAACCCUAAGCCUUAACAGCCACAGGCAUGGCGAGGGUGAUGAUAGUAGAGUUGUUCUUGUUGUUUCCAUUCUAUGCCUGUAGUGUCCCCGCGGUGUUAAACAACAUGCUAAAUUUAGAUCUGAAGCAGAGGUUUUCUGUCUGAAA